CGGGAGGUGGACGGAACCGCGGAGGAGCCGGAUGCUCCCGGCAUCCUCCGGGUGAGGAACAUGGCGCGGGGCUGGAGGUGCUGUUGAAACCUGGGGAUUCAUUGUCAGAGCUGGGCUGGAGCCCGUCGGAUAAUAAUGCGAGUGUGAAAUGUUUUCUGCUACUGCUAGUUUGUGGAUGCUCUCUCUGUGUGUGAGGAGUUCCGCGGCCACAGUUUUCACAUACACAGACAUGUCUUUAGGACUCCCAGUCGCUGAGUGUUUGUGCAUCGGCUGUUAGACCUGGCCUAAAGGAAAUGGCGGACUCGCAGCACCGCCCACCCACAAGCUGUCUUGCUCGCAGCCACUCUCACGGCACAGAGAAGAGCACGCCAAGGAGCUCCUCUGCACCGGUUCCCCUUGGCUCAGAUAAUGCUGAAGGCGUGCGAGGAAGCGGCCGUCUAUGUCGAUGCCGGGAUCGAUGGAUUGAUUGUGGAAAAUAUGCACGAUAUUCCAUACACUUCAACUGUUGGUCCAGAAGUGACUGCUGUCAUGGCGACUAUAUGUGCUGCUGUGAGACAGUCUCAUCCCAGAAUUCCUCUGGGGGUUCAGAUUCUUUCUGCAGCCAAUCAACAAGCAUUGGCAGUCGCGCUUGCAGCAGAUGCUGAUUUUAUUCGAGUGGAAGGAUUUGUAUUCUCACAAGUUUCAGAUGAAGGAUUUCUGGAUGCAUGUGCUGGUGACCUUCUCAGAUAUCGCAGACAAAUAGGAGCCGAGAAUGUUCAAAUCUUCACUGACAUCAAGAAAAAGCACAGCUCGCAUGCCAUGACAUCAGAUAUCAGUGUAUCAGAGACAGGCAGGGCUGCAGAAUUCUUCCUCUCUGACGGUGUCAUACUAACUGGAGUAGCCACUGGGAUGGAGGCAAAUCCUGCAGAACUGAAAGAGGUUAAACAGGCUUUAAAAAUUCCUGUCCUCAUCGGCUCUGGUGUGACCUAUGAAAACAUGGAGCAGUACAUGGAUGCUGAUGCCCUCAUUGUUGGUUCACAUUUUAAAAGAGCAGGAUACUGGGCCAACGAACUUGACCCCGAACGGAUUAAGAAAUUUAUGACAAAAAUGCAUCAGCUGAGGAAAUGAAAUGUAAGAUAAAAAUGAAACUGCAAGAUAGAUCUACAGCUGUUUAUUGAAAGAAACUUGUACAUCAAGCAAACUAAUUUUGUUGCACACACAUUCACUAUUCUUUGAUUUUAUUUCAUCCUUUUCUGUUUUCAUGUUGUGCAUUUUUAUGGUCUGUAUUAAUUUUAAUGUAUUUAACUCCAUUUUCAGUCACA
This is a messenger RNA of Hypanus sabinus (Atlantic stingray), 1301 nucleotides long. RefSeq lists its product as uncharacterized. NCBI's taxonomy places the organism in Eukaryota, Metazoa, Chordata, Chondrichthyes, Myliobatiformes, Dasyatidae. The transcript is spliced from 6 exons. The record is from RefSeq and is a predicted model, not a curated record. The coding region runs from base 409 to 1107 and encodes 232 amino acids.